AGAGGAGAAAGAGGAAGGAGGGAGGAGAGAGGAAGAAGAGGAAGAGGAAGAAGAAAAAAGGAGGAGAAGAAAGAAGAAGCCUUUCAAGUCCCAAUAUUUCGUUUCAUGAAUCACCAGAUGCACCAAAGGCUCUCUUCCUGGCAGAACUUGGGAGUUGUUUACUGCAGUACUGUUGUGCCCUCUGAUGAUGUGACAGUGGUUUAUCAAAAUGGGUUACCUGUGAUAUCCGUGAAGCUACCAUCCCGGCGUGAACGCUGCCAGUUCACGCUCAAACCUAUCUCCGAUUCUGUUGGUGUGUUUUUGAGACAACUGCAAGAAGAGGACCGGGGAAUUGACAGAGUUGCAAUCUAUUCAUCAGAUGGCGUUCGAGUUGCUGCCUCCACAGGGAUAGAUCUCCUCCUUCUCGAUGACUUUAAGCUGGUCAUUAAUGACUUAACGUAUCAUGUACGACCACCAAAGAGAGGUAAAAAAGGAGCCUUGAUAAGGUUUCAGAAAUGUGGGAAGGGCUUUUACAAAGAACUUUGUAUUUCCCUGGGUAAUCCUGAGAAAUAGACAGUAUCCACAGGAAGCUAAAAGUUUCAUGUUUAAUUAGACUCUUUCAGUUGAAGAGUUCAUUGAGCUCAUCCUGCACUUGGUUAGUCCACUAAAACCACUUAGAUUCUACCUAGGUCCUAAAGUGCCUUAUUUAUCUGGCAUUAUCACUGUUUCACAUAAAUGAAUGUUCUGCUUAAGUUAAGCUCCUUUCCAACAUACAGGCUGAAAGCCAUACUAUCUUUAUAAUAUUAAAGUAAUAUAGGGGAAAUCUUUUUAAAAUAAAUUAUGGGCUU
Messenger RNA from Castor canadensis (American beaver), 827 nucleotides. NCBI's taxonomy places the organism in Eukaryota, Metazoa, Chordata, Mammalia, Rodentia, Castoridae. The record is from RefSeq and is a predicted model, not a curated record.